Oncorhynchus mykiss (rainbow trout) is the source of this 4433-nucleotide messenger RNA. It is a transcript of the gene ercc6l, whose product is annotated as ERCC excision repair 6 like DNA helicase. Lineage: Eukaryota; Metazoa; Chordata; Actinopteri; Salmoniformes; Salmonidae. Gene Ontology annotation, molecular function: DNA translocase activity; ATP binding. The record is from RefSeq and is a predicted model, not a curated record.
UCGUUUGAAAUAUGUGGCGGGGAGAUUCGUUGGCGUUGCGCAGUCAAAGCGAAGCACAGGCGAGUCCCAAUGCAUCACAAAUGAAAUAAUCCCAACAAAUCGAACUGGCAAAACAAUGGACAACUCAAAUCACCUAAUUUCGAAGAUGUCGGAGAAAUUGGAGAAGUCAUUGUCAAUGGACACUGAGGAGAUGGAGACAUACCAGAGGUACAUCAGGGAUGGAAAAGAUGCUGCCAGACAAGGAAAUAUGUCAAAAUCAUUGGAACUGUUCAAGCUGGCCCAUGACAUCCACCCUGGUGAUAAACUUUGGAGCAGGAUAAAGAAACUUCAGGAGGCUAUAAAAGAGAUGGCACAGCAAGGCUCAGAGAGUGAGGAUGAAGAUUUUGUCAAUGUCAACAACAGUGGUCUAAUGCUUUUCAAAGAAAUGUAUGACAAACUGUAUGAUCAUCAGCAAGAGGGGGUUGCUUUUUUGUAUGGUCUCCACAGAGAUGGUCGUCAAGGAGGAAUCCUAGCUGAUGACAUGGGCUUAGGGAAGACAAUUCAGGUCAUAUCGUUUCUCUCUGGUAUGUAUGAUGCUGACUUGGUAAAGCAUACCCUGCUCAUCAUGCCAACCUCACUCAUCAAGAACUGGAUCAGGGAAUUUGCCAAAUGGACUCCUGGAAUGAGAGUCAAAGAGUUUCAUGGCACAAGCAAAGUGGAACGCAACAGGAACUUGGAGAAGAUUCAAAGAAGAGGUGGUGUCAUCAUCACUACAUACCAAAUGCUGAUCACUAACUGGGAACUUCUCUCGUCUUACAAUGGUAGAGAAUUCAAAUGGGAUUAUGUAAUCCUAGAUGAGGCACACAAGAUCAAAACCUCCUCAACCAAGACAGCCAAAAGUGCACAUGCGAUUCCUGCCAGGAAUCGUGUACUUCUUACAGGCACACCUGUACAGAAUAACCUGAGAGAAAUGUGGGCUCUUUUUGAUUUUGCUUGUCAAGGGGCACUUCUUGGUACUUCUAAAACCUUCAAAACACAGUAUGAAAGUCCCAUCACCCGUGCAAGAGAGAAGGAUGCCACCCCAGGUGAGAAAGCCCUGGGGCUCAAGAUGUCGGAGAACCUCAUGGCCAUCAUAAAUCCAUACUUCCUAAGGAGGACAAAGGCAGAAGUACAGAGAAAAACACAAAACUGUGUGAAAGCCUGUGAAAAGGACCUUGAAAACGAAGUCCCAAGUAGUAGUAGGGGUGGUGGUGGUGGUGCAGAAAUGCCGAACCUCACCAGGAAGAAUGAUCUAAUUAUCUGGACGUACCUGAGCUCAGUUCAGGAGGAAAUCUACAAUCAGUUCUUAUCCCUAGAUAACAUCAAGGAGCUGCUCAUGACCACCAGGUCACCGUUGGCUGAACUGAAUAUCCUGAAGAAAUUGUGUGACCACCCAAGACUUCUCUCCGCCAGGGCUGUCGCUCAGUUAGGCCUAGAAGAAGGAACAAGUGCAAACUCUCAUGAUGAUGAAAAUGAAUCUGCUGCACACAGAAUCGACAACAUAUCUGAUGAAACACUAAUAUCAGAAUCUGGAAAGAUGAUGUUUCUCAUUGCACUUUUGGAAAGUCUUAAGGAAGAAGGCCAUCGCACACUUGUUUUCUCUCAGUCAAGGAAGAUGUUGGACAUUCUUGAACGGGUUCUAGUGAACAAGCGUUUCAAGAUUGUGAGACUUGAUGGCACAGUAACACACCUCACAGAAAGAGAGCGGCGCAUCCAAAUGUUCCAGACCAACAAGCAAUACUCAGUCUUUCUCCUAACCACCCAAGUGGGAGGAGUUGGCAUCACAUUGACAGCAGCAAACCGAGUAGUUAUUUUUGACCCCAGCUGGAAUCCAGCCACCGAUGCCCAGGCCGUUGACCGGGCCUACCGCAUUGGACAAACAGAGAACGUUGUCAUCUAUAGACUGAUCACUUGUGGCACAGUGGAGGAGAAGAUCUACAGACGGCAGGUGUUCAAAGACUCCUUGAUCAGACAGACCACCGGGGACAAGAAAAAUCCAUUCCGGUACUUCAGCAAACAAGACCUGAAAGAACUCUUCACACUACAAGACACUCGAUCCUCAUCAACACAGCUGCAGCUGCAGUCACUGCACUCGAGACAAAGACUCACAGAUCCUAAAUUGGAUGAACACAUCGCCCACCUUCACUCCAUGGAGAUGUUUGGAAUAUCUGAUCAUGACCUCAUGUUCUCGCAUGAAGUAGCAAACAACGAAGAUGACCCUGGGGAUCAGGAAGCUCACAAGUACAUAGAGAACAGGGUGCAGAAAGCUCAGGAGCUGAUGAAGGUGGAAUCUGAGUUGCAACAGCAGUUUGCUGACAGCAUUGAGUCAAACACUGAGCCGGCACAUCUGCGGAAACCCCCUCAACACUAUACAGUGGGGUCAACUGAGAAAAAGCCAAAGAAUGAAAAACCCAGCCCCUCCUAUCCUAGCCAUAACCACAACUUCAACUCCCCUGUGUUGGUGGAUCUUACCCAUUCUGGGUCUGGUGACGAGGAAGAUAUCCACAAUCUGAGUAACAAAUUCAUUGAUCUAGCUGUAGAUGAAAGCAUUGAGAUUAUAGAGCCCACUGUGACAUUUGCGACUGAGGAACAGUUCAUAAAGAGCAACCAUCUUUCUCCCAUAGACACGUCUCUUGAGGUGUUGUUGAAUGGUGAGCCAAUUUACACUUCCGCUCAAGAGAUUUUGGAUGUGUCAUCAGAAGCAAAGGAUGAUAUUGUUGCCGUAGGACAUCUUACCUCUGAAGUUGAACAAGACAACCAGCCAAAUGGCAAUGGUUCCCCACAAUGGCAGAACUUGUCACUUCACCAAGACUUGACAAUGGACCAGAAGAUCUCACCUGUCAAAUCCCAGAAGAAUCAAAGACUUUCUAUGCUACUACAGAUGUCCAACAAGAGCCUAGAAAGUCAUGCAGAAACAUCCUCCAAAGUUGAUGAACUUGAGUCUUUUGGAGGAAAUUUCAAUCUACAGUUAGAGGACAGCGCUAGUGAUAUGUUCCCAGAAGAGGAAUCCGAGUCCAUUGUGGGAAAUUCAGGUUUCCAGUUAGAGAUGGAUGUCGGCUUCAAUGCAGAUGACAAGCCUUCUGUGACUGGAGAUGUUGAACAGAAUGGAGCAGAUGUUCAUGUCAAUUCCCCUGUUACUGAAAACUCAUUCAUUACUACUUUCAAGAAAAAGAAAAGAGAAGCUUUAAUUUACAAUAGUGAGGAGGAUGACAUUGACGAAGAUGAGAGGCCUCAUUUGAUGAACAGGAAAUUGGAUGAAGAAUUCCAUGGUAUUGGUUCCUCCACACCAAAAUCUGUUAAAUCUGGAUCCAGUUCCUUUAAAACCAGGAAAAGCUUGGGAGUGAACACCUCUGUGGCCUCAAGACGUUCCUUUGUGGAUUCCGUGAUUGAGCAUGUAGAGGACCUUGAUGAGGACAUGGAAGCUGAGGUUUUACAGGUGCACACUGAUGAUGCAAGUGAGGAAAGUGAGGUGACUGGAUCUUGUGAGGUGACUGGAUUUCAUGAGUCUCUCAUGGAAGAGGAACCCACAGGGGAAACCUUAAACACUGAGAAUGAAGAGGAAAGUGAGGAAGGUGGAAGUGAGCCAAUGCAUGUUGAAGAAUCUGAAAUGGGAGAGGAGGAAGAAAGUUCUUUGGAGGAAUCUACCGGUGAUCAUGAACUUGUUUCUAGUGAAAGAAUGGACCAAUGUGCCAGUGGAAAAGAUGCCACAUUACAGACUGUGGAAUGUGUCAACAACAGCCGUGAUUCCUCAGCUAUGACUGAAGAAAAGAUGUAUGAAAACCAUGUGGAAAAUGGAAAACAAUCUUUCUCUGAGGGGAAACUUGAUGAUGCCUUGAACUUCUUUUUGAAAGCAAUUGACAUUAAAAGUGGUGAUCCUGAAAUUCAGUUAAUGGCAAUUAAAUUGUACCGUCAGCUCGGUGAGAGAAAAAAAAAAAAAGUGAAAUAUUUUUGAAAAGUGUGAACUCAUUGCUGUCAUCUACAUGUACACACAAUGUAUCACUUCACUGAUAGGGGUGUCUUUUUAAAGGUGUGUCUUGUAAAACUACGUUGAAACAAAUGGUUAAAAUAAUAGGCUAGUUAGAAAUGUUUUUUUGAUCAAUUAUUUUCUUAAUUGUAUUUUUGCAUGCUUUUGUAAUGUGUAUAUAAUUCAUAAAUGCAAGUAAAAAAUAAUCUAAAAAUCUAAUUUGUUUUAAAGUUUAAUUGUGUAGUUUCACUGUGGAGGUUUCAAUCAUUACUCAGCCCAUUAAAUAUUCAAAGGAAAAUGGCAUUUAGUGCUUGCAAUUUGGUUUGAUGUAUAUGUUUUGUGAUGCUAACUCUUAUUACUUGAGCUCUUAUGUGAGCCAUAUAUUGUAUAAUGAUGAUAAUAUCACACCAUAAAACAGCAUAUUUGGUUUCCAAUAAAUUAAGCAAUAUUA